Molecule: messenger RNA, 2979 nt
Organism: Metarhizium robertsii ARSEF 23
Lineage: Eukaryota; Fungi; Ascomycota; Sordariomycetes; Hypocreales; Clavicipitaceae
Exons: 3
Coding region: 1-2979 (992 amino acids)
Source: RefSeq, a predicted model, not a curated record
AUGGGUCCGCGUGAGCAACGGACCAAACAUGGAGCGCGUCGAGGCACGGCGACCAAGCAACAGGCCGGUGGACGCCUGGUGGCCAGUGGUGCAAAUCGACAGAAGCGACAGGCCAGGCACCAUGAGCCUGCACCGCAGCGCGAGCACUGGUCCUCGCGCAUCCGCACCUCCCGCACCUCGCUGGCUACCGUCGAGUCGAUCGAUGCGUCUUCUACCGUCGACGCUCUCCAGUCCAUGUCUGCUCUGUGCGUCGCAGACUCGCAGGGCCUGCCUCUGCCUGGUUGGGUGCGCGUCCUCGGCCACUCCCCCCUCCCCAGGGCUCCAGGCGCUGUCUGGCGUCUCUCGCCUCCCCUCGCUGCCCCAAACAGCCAGUCUCUCAACUCCACCGCCAUACAUGUCUGGUACAUACAAACUGCUCCUCCACACCCCGGGCGCCCUGGGCCAUACUCCUCUCCUUCAUCCUCCUCAUUCCAGUCCCUCCUUUGCGCCGACACGCCAGCGGGCAGAGUUGCUCUCGAUUGCCAGUUGCUGCGUCGCAAGACCACCGCUCCCGUCUCUGGACGACGAAUUCGCUACACUAUCGCGACGCUCCGUGCCUCAAUAGCGACGUGGCAUUUCCUUGGUCCAACAUUGAACCUUGGCCGGCAGCGCCAGGCGCAGACUCCUCCGACCGCGCGCCGUUUCCCGUCCUCGCGCACGAAGCUCUCGCGACGACCCGUCAUUUUUUCUUUGUCCCGGUACUACCUACGAAUCAAUACUAGUAUUUGCUUCUGCGAUUCUUCGUCGUGGCGCAUCCCUACAUCAAUCGCGUGGCUCGACGCAGCGACUGAGACUCUGCAUUCCGCCUGCGACAAGGACCUGUCUAGCUUUGCGACAAGACACUUUUGCAACUUGCGCGCCGAAUUUCCUCUGUCCAUCCAUCCCCCUUGCUUCAACGGCCACUCCGUGCGCCUCCCCGAGAUCAACGACGACCAUCGCGCAGGACUCGCGACAAGCGUCAUCGCAUACAACGCCAGCCAUCCUCCAACAAUGCCACCCCUUGAACCCUACAGGGCCGCUCGCCCACGGCAUCUUCGCCAGGCAGCAGCGGCGCCCAAAACCCCAGAACCAUUUGCUGAAAGCCAAGCGCAGCCCCCGUCACCAGCGCGGCCCAAGUUUCGCUUGAGGAGGCGAACUACAUCAUCACAACUCAACGCCCCGACUCAGCAGUUUCUCGCAUCAGUUGCCGCCGCCGAUGUUCCCGUCCCCAGCAUUGAAGGGCCUCAAGUUUACGACGACGACCAAGACAUGCUGAGCAUCGCUUACCCAUCUAUCCCCCAACUGGACCGGAUUGACGACGUCACAUUUGAACACCCCGGUCCGAGGAGGACCUUCUCGCCGCCCAAGACUCCAGCUCCCGAAUUGGCUCCGUCGCCGUCAACAAAGCAGUUUCCAGACUGGUCAAUCGAUGCUGCCAUUAGCAGCCUUGAGUCCAGCCCCGAGUAUGACAGCAGCCGGCCCUCCACGGCAAGAUCGAGUGAGACCAGCUCGUCACUGUGUAGUCGCUUCUCUCUUGCAUCGGAAGACCUGAGCCAAUGCGCCAGCCCCGAGAGCGACCAUUGUGACCGGUUUGGCAGGUUCCUUUCGCCAGAGGAUGCCGGUAGGGCGGUUAGGUCGCUCAUGACGGCUACACGAUCAGCGAAAUCAAGAAAAGCUCCUUGGACCAGGGCAAUGAGCCAGCAUCUUUGGUCCACAUACGCCAUGUACCUGCAGGAUCCAAAAGUUACACCUUUUCAGGUGGGCAAGAGCGGCAUUCCUCCGCCCGGAGUAUGCAUGCGCGUGGCCAGGGAAGCCAAGAGAAGCUGGAAAGGCUCGAGGCCUGUGGCCAAGUCGGAAAUCAAGAGCCGCAGUUCAACGCCAACAGCCGAGGCUGCUGGGCCAUACAUUGAGUGGCCACACACAUGCGCAGCUACUAGGGGUCACUUGCGAGAGCUUUGCAAAGCUCGCGGCGGGCCAUCUCGCAGCCUCCAAAACCUGUCCAACAGCCCGGCAUCGUUUGGCAAGUCUAUCAAUCGAUUUUGGAACCGUCGAUCGGCGCCUGCCCGCUCUCCCACGGUUUUCUCUGCUUCAGACAUGGCCAUGUCCCUAGCUAUCUGCACAUCAGAUUCCAUGCAACCUCAAGGGCCUUUGGCUCGGUUGACCGCCUCGCAGCCCGAACCGUCAACUAAGGCUACCACGCUAGGACACCAGCCGAUAUUUGCCCUUGGAGACACCUUGGAUCAGCCCAGACCACCUCUCGGGUCUCCCUUCAUGGCUAGGAGUUAUGGGCCUAGCUCAUCAACAGGGUUGGAAGAGGCCUUUGAUGUCAGUCCCGAAGCCCAACGACAAGCCCGCACGGUUGGUACGCUGCGAGGCUUGAGGUCGCCUUUGAGACUCGACCAGAGUCGGUCGAGCAUGCAGAAGCGCAGAUCCAGGCAGUCUGUGCUGGAACCACAACGUACCAAGCGGCCCAGUCUGGGCUCAGACUUCUGGAUAGACCCGGCAAGCAACGAGAAUGCGGCAUCCAGUGCGCCCCUUAUCCAAUUCAGCUCCACCGAUUCCAACCACCAUGACAGCCUCUUUGUCCCUCGCGCCAACUUGCAGGAACUCUUUGAGGCCUCACAUCCCGCUCCGUCACCAGCCGCCGGGUCCUCAGGUUUCCCCCCAAUAACUGGCUUGACGCCUUCACAGACUGUCCCCGCCAGGCUAGGCUCGCCAUUCUCAGCAAAGGCCGCGAGCCACUCAUUUCCGAACCGCCACUUCAGCGUCUCGACGAUCAAUGUCGACGCCGUCGUCCGUCCAUUUGCUACCGUACACCAAACUGGCGGGGAGAGUGUGAACAGUGCCGCGUCAUCGUCUAACAAGACGCCGCUUGCCAACCGCCUUGCAUAUAUCGACGAACGCCUGAAGCGCUUUCGCCGCAGAGACAGAGAAGGUCGACGGUCGCAGUCACCUUUCUAA